AAAUAAUAAUAUAAUUAAAAAACAUGAUGCUAAAUAUUUAAUUGCUAGAAUUGUAUUUCAAAAUGUUCCACGAACUUAUAUUUGCCCUCAGGGGCUUUGGUGGAGGUGCCUUUUACCUUGAUGGCGACACUUUUAAGAUUGCUAAAGAAUUAAUUGAAGCCCCCUUCCUUCAUUCUUCAGAAUUUAAAAUAAUCAGCGACAUUCUCGAGAUUGCCACAAUGUACAAAAAAAUUGAUAGAUUUAUAGAAAAUUAUGAACAAGUCUCAAUGUCAUCCCAAGCUCAAGGUCAAGGCCCCACGGGAAUUUUUGUGAGUUCUUUGUGUAAUGGGUUGCAAGAAAUUUUGGACACGUACUUAAAAAUGGUGCCCAAGUUGGAGCUCUUAAUUUUGGAGGACCCGUACACGACCAUGACACAUGUUCGGGCAUACUUGGAACCCUUUCGACCACUUUUCCUCGUCCUCCUGUCUCUUAUCAUGGAGGUCGAAGCACAAACUAAAAGUUCGGGUGUGAUAGUAGAAAUCGUCAAAAAACAUUACGACAUGAACAUUCAACUGCAGGAAGAAUUAAGCCCAUUGCUCCCUUGGGUGAAUAGAGCAUUAUAUGAGCAGAUCACAAAUUGGGUCGUGUUUGGAAGCUUAUUUGAUCCUCGCGAAGAAUUUUUCAUUCAAAAUAAAGCAAAUUCUGAAACAGAAGUGGAUGGAAUUUUCAAACCUCCAAAGUUUGAUACAAAUAAAACAAAUGGCAAAUAUAUUGUAAAUUUUUCGGUGGUUCCUUCACAUUUUCCGGUUCCUUUGACUGAGAGAAUAUUAUUUGUUGGAUAUGCUAUCGGAAUAAUUCGAAACUCUGAAAAAACCAAGAUGACUUUGAACUCAAAACAGCAAGAAUUUUCCAAAAGGAUGACCACUUUGCCUUUAGAUACAUUCCGGAUUGAAGACUUGGAUGAUGCUAUUGUAGAAUUAGCGACUGCAGUUGGCAAGGAUUUGCAUCACUUGGUGGUGACCGAGACUGAUUUACAAAAACACCUUGGGAUCGUUAAAGAUUUUUAUUUGACGGGACGAGGAGAGUUGUUUCAUGACUUUCUCUUGAAUCUCAAAGGAAUUUCGUACUCCAAAAACGCUUUGGCCUCAGAUGUGGCAUCCGCUUUUGUUUUGGCUGCGGGCAGAGUUCAAGUUCAAGAAGAAAUAUUUCAACGCAUACAAAUAUCUGUAAAACCUCCUCCAGAUAUCGUUAUUAAAUCCUUGUCCUCUUGUAUUGCAAGUAUGAGAUUGGAAAUGGAAGACGAGUGGCCCUUGCAUAUCCUAUUUACUCAAGAAUCAAUUAAAAAAUACAACGAAUUGUUUGUAUUUUUGUUACAAGUUCGUCGCUUGCAGUUGGACUUGAAUUUAUUGUGGGUAAAUACGAGGAAAGUGUUCAGAUUCCCAAUACCUAAAGGUCCUGCUGAAUUGAGGAACGUUAUGAGUUAUUUUAUUGACCACCUGCAACAUUUUUUACAGGAAGACGUAUUAGAAUAUCAGUUUGCAAAAUUGUCUGAAGCAAUUGUAAAAAGUGAUAAUUUUGAACAAAUUCGAGUUGCACAUGCAACAUUCCAAAGUAAUAUUUUGAAUCAGUCUUUUCGAAGUUCGAAACAGCUGCGGCAUUUUGUGGAAGAAAUCAUUGAAGUUUGUAACAAGUUUGUCAGCUUUAUAAAUAAGCGUCUAGAAUUGUCUGAAGUGAAGAACAUUCCAAUCAAUGAAGGGGUUUCCGAAGAAAUUUUGGAAUAUUCCAACGAUUUUCGGCGACAUAUGGAUCUCUUGCUUAAUUUACUGAAAGGGGUAGCAAUUAAUCCCCAAAGCGGUCAAUAUUUAGGCCAAUUCCUACUUCGAUUGGAUUUUAACUCUUAUUUUUCCUCUGUAAUAUCUGGCUUACAAGUUUGAUUAUUUAUUACUCAUAUAUAUAUUAACGAAUAAAUUCUACGCUGAAGAAACAUGGUUGGAAAUUAAAAAUAUUUUUCACAUGUGUACAUGGAAUUUACUGUUUCGUUUGUUACAUUGUGUGCGUGUCACACUUUAUGUUAAUGGGUGCAGGAUUAAUCGACACACAAUAAAAUUUCUGUUAAAAAAUAA
Molecule: messenger RNA, 2102 nt
Organism: Folsomia candida
Lineage: Eukaryota; Metazoa; Arthropoda; Collembola; Entomobryomorpha; Isotomidae
Gene: Grip75
Product: gamma-tubulin complex component 4
Exons: 10
Coding region: 63-1913 (616 amino acids)
Biological process (GO): spindle assembly; mitotic cell cycle; cytoplasmic microtubule organization
Cellular component (GO): gamma-tubulin complex; centrosome; spindle pole
Molecular function (GO): gamma-tubulin binding; microtubule minus-end binding
Source: RefSeq, a predicted model, not a curated record